Messenger RNA from Branchiostoma floridae (Florida lancelet), 1945 nucleotides. Its product is annotated as monocarboxylate transporter 2-like. Gene Ontology annotation, biological process: transmembrane transport; monocarboxylic acid transport. The record is from RefSeq and is a predicted model, not a curated record. The coding region runs from base 297 to 1700 and encodes 467 amino acids. Gene Ontology annotation, molecular function: monocarboxylic acid transmembrane transporter activity. Lineage: Eukaryota; Metazoa; Chordata; Leptocardii; Amphioxiformes; Branchiostomatidae. The transcript is spliced from 5 exons.
UCCGACCUAUUAGUAUGUUCUUGCUUGAAACAAAACGAACGAAAACGUCUUUUUUGUUCUUAUAACCCACAAAAUCAGAGUCUGUGGUUGUGGCGAACUGAGACUACCGUCUUUCGGAGGUCUAUUUUGCCAAAAAAAACGAGCCUUAUAAUUACUAAUCUUGACUACAUGGCAAACCUGUAAACGGGAUGCAUGCAAUAACUGCAGCUGCUACAGCCAGUGUGUACAGACAUAGCGUGAACCAUUAGGAUUGGAAUCAUGCGUAUGGUUAAACGUGGCACAUAUCCUCAAAUACAAUGUCAAAAUCUAGUUUGGAGAGUCUCCAUGCACCUCCUGACGGUGGCUGGGGCUGGAUGGUGGUUGUUGGCGGGUUCAUAGUGAACGGCUGCGCGGCGGGAACCUUCCGAUCUCUCGGAGUGUUGUUCUUGGCUUUCCGCCAGCAGUUUGACGCCAGCUCCGCGGAGACGGCGUGGGUAACCUCUAUCAUGAUGUGCGUCAUGUACCUGUUAGCACCGUUCGCCACUGCCCUGGCCAGCACAGCAGGGUUCCGGCCCGUCAUCAUGCUGGGAGGGGUGCUCAGUGCAGCUGGCUACGUCAUCAGUGCAUUUGCAAGUCGGGUGUACCACCUGUACCUGGCCAUAGGAUGUCUGACAGGUUUGGGAUGCGCUCUCACAGUCAGCCCUAUGAUGACGAUAGUUGGGCAGUACUUCACCAAACGACGGCCAGUGGCCAACAGCCUGGCCCUGCUGGGCGCCAGCAUCACGUCCAUGACGCUCCCGCUGUUGUUCCAGUACUUACUGGACGAGUUUGGUCUGAAAGGUGCCUUACUCAUUCUGGGCGGAGUUAUGUUGCAGGUGAUUGUAGCUGGCGCGUUAAUCAGACCGCUGGAACUUCACAGAACUGAAAAGAAAGCAGGACUGGAACAGUAUGAAAAGAGCACUACAGACACACUGGAAUCAGGCACCGACAUGGAAACGAAAUCUGUACCUGUUGUCAUGUUUUUAAGAAAACUGUGGGCAGACAUGGACUUCAAACUGGUUAAGAUUCGAGCUGUGGCCUUGUACUUGACGUCAUUGUUUCUGGUGGCCUUCAGCCUUAUCGUUCCCUCCAUGUACAUCGUUCCUCGUGCAACACAUCUCCAGAUUGAGGACUACAAGGCGGCAUCUCUGCUCACCGUGUGCUCUGUCGCAGACGUGGUAGGACGGCUGUCUGUGGGAGCCAUCCCAGAUACUCCAUAUUUUACCCGACUGGACCAGUUUGGACUCAGUCUGUGUUUACUGGGACUCACCAAUCUUCUCUGUCCACUGGCCAUAAAGUAUCCUGGACUGGUAGCGUACGCCAUAGCACACGGGCUGUUCUACGGUGCUUUCAUUCCCACUUCAUUUACCUGUCUGGCCGAACUGGUCGGCCCUAAGCGACUCCCUGGCGCCGUCGGUCUCUACAUGCUGGUGCAAGGGUUCGCCUCGCUAGCCGGGCCGCCUUUCGCAGGUUGGCUGUACGACCGAACUGGAAGCUCUGACGCCCCGUUCCUACAAGCAGGUGUCUGUUUCCUUCUAGCCGGACUGGUACCUUUCAUUCUGCGCUUCACGAGGAGGACAAAAGACGAAGCUGCCAACAAGUUGGAAGACGAUAUGGACUCUGUAAAAUAUGAGAGAGAAACUGUCACGUUAUUUCUAGUUGCACGUGAGACUUCUCUAUGAGUGCGCGUGUUGAAAUUGAACUUCAGUUCACAGGAACCACUGCAAAUCUAUGGCGGUGUAAUGCCAAAUGCCUUUACAUGUACAUCGGCUACGAUGUAUCGAGAUUCUUAUGCUUUGUGAAAUAACUAAUUUACAACGUAAUAAAUGAUAGGAAGCUUGCAGUUGCCUGCGCUGCAGCCGACCGAUGAUGAUGACUUCUGUACAUCUUUAAAGCAAGGAGGUAAAUACAAAGGCUUCAUUCUUAA